Sebastes umbrosus (honeycomb rockfish) is the source of this 1076-nucleotide messenger RNA. RefSeq names its product ADP-ribosylation factor-like protein 8A. The coding region runs from base 290 to 853 and encodes 187 amino acids. The record is from RefSeq and is a predicted model, not a curated record. Gene Ontology annotation, biological process: anterograde axonal transport; protein transport. The transcript has 7 exons. NCBI's taxonomy places the organism in Eukaryota, Metazoa, Chordata, Actinopteri, Perciformes, Sebastidae. Gene Ontology annotation, cellular component: lysosomal membrane. Gene Ontology annotation, molecular function: GTP binding; GTPase activity.
GAUGUGUUGUGCUGUCUCUCUGUGUGCUACAUUGACGGAGCUGGUCGGUAAAAGGCGUCGCUAGUAAACAUCACAAGAAAGCCAAAAACACUCAGCGGACAUCACAAACCUGAAAACACCGACGUAUCACCUCCUCUCUCCGGUUCACACAGAGCCCGCCGGUGCUGCUGUAACCGUCCGUGGUUGUCACGGUAACUGUUGUCAAGGGUCUGUCGGGGCGUUAGCCAGCUAGCAUAGCCACCUAGCCACAUUAGCAUUAGCAUUAGCAUCAGACGACACAGAAAGAGAGAUGAUAGCGCUAAUCAACAAGCUGCUGGACUGGUUCAAGGCGCUCUUCUGGAAGGAGGAGAUGGAGCUGACCCUGGUGGGGCUGCAGUACUCCGGGAAGACGACCUUCGUCAAUGUGAUAGCAUCUGGCCAGUUCAGCGAAGACAUGAUUCCUACAGUUGGAUUCAACAUGAGGAAGAUCACCAAGGGCAACGUCACCAUCAAGUUGUGGGAUAUCGGCGGUCAGCCUCGGUUCAGGAGCAUGUGGGAGCGUUACUGUCGAGGAGUCAGCGCUAUCGUCUACAUGGUGGACGCAGCAGAUCCAGAGAAGAUCGAAGCCUCCAAGAACGAACUCCACAACCUGCUGGACAAACCGCAGCUGCAGGGAAUUCCUGUUCUGGUUCUGGGCAAUAAGAGGGACCUACCAGGAGCUCUGGAUGAGAAGGAGCUCAUAGAGAGGAUGAACCUGUCGGCCAUCCAGGACAGAGAGAUCUGCUGUUACUCCAUCUCCUGCAAGGAGAAAGACAACAUCGACAUCACUCUUCAGUGGUUGAUCCAACACUCCCGGACUAAGAGGAGUUCCUGAGAACAGACACGUCCCCCAACAGAACAGGCCACGCCCACCUGUCCUAACACACACUUGCUCUUUGAUCAACCCCCCACCCAUAACCUCCCAACUAUCCCUCCUCCAUCUACCCCAUCCUCAUAUUAAUACCUCCUGACCCCUUCACCUCGGGAUGCACUGAUACUUCGUUUUUGUUAUUUAUUGAAUAAAGUAUCAAAGCAGGAAGAUCAUGUCAAACACCAAA